CUUGGGCGCGAAUUCGAAACGUCUCAUAGCUUGAUAUUGUGGAGGAAGCAUCGGCAAGCCUUUGCAAGUCAGCAUCUUUCCAUUGUCUUCUGCGCCUAUCUUCAAUAAAUCAAAAUGCGUGAGUGCAUCUCUAUCCAUGUGGGCCAAGCUGGCGUGCAGAUGGGCAACGCCUGCUGGGAGCUCUACUGCCUGGAGCAUGGCAUCCAGCCUGACGGUCAAAUGCCUGCUGACAGAGCCGGCGGUGAUGACUCAUUCAGCACCUUCUUCUCUGAGACUGGCUCAGGAAAGCAUGUGCCCAGAGCAGUCUUCGUUGACCUCGAACCUUCCGUCAUCGACGAGGUACGGAGCGGCGUGUACGGCAAGAUGUUCCACCCAGAACAGCUAAUCACCGGCAAGGAGGACGCCGCUAAUAACUACGCGCGCGGUCACUACACCAUCGGCAAGGAGAUCGUCGACGUCGUGCUGGACCGCAUCCGCAAGACGGCCGACAACUGCACAGGGCUGCAGGGCUUCUUGAUCUUCCACUCGUUUGGUGGUGGCACAGGAUCAGGCUUUACUUCUCUCCUCAUGGAGAGACUCUCCGUCGACUAUGGCAAGAAGAGCAAGCUUGAGUUCGCUAUAUAUCCUGCACCUCAGGUUGCCACUGCUGUGGUCGAGCCAUACAACUCAAUCUUGACCACACACACCACGCUGGAGCACUCGGACUGUGCCUUCAUGGUCGACAAUGAGGCUAUCUACGAAAUUUGUCGUCGCAACCUCGAUAUUGAUAGGCCUACGUAUGCCAACCUCAAUCGCCUCAUUGGUCAGAUUGUGUCCUCCAUCACUGCGUCUCUGCGUUUCGAUGGCGCUCUCAACGUCGACCUGACGGAGUUCCAGACCAACCUAGUGCCUUACCCUCGCAUCCACUUCCCAUUGGUGACCUACGCGCCUGUUAUCAGCGCAGAGAAAGCAUAUCACGAGCAGCUCUCUGUUGCAGAGAUCACUAACGCAUGCUUCGAGCCCGCCAACCAGAUGGUGAAAUGCGACCCCCGACAUGGCAAGUACAUGGCCUGUUGCCUGCUCUACCGCGGUGAUGUCGUGCCCAAGGAUGUCAACGCUGCCAUCGCUACCAUCAAGACCAAGAGGAGCAUCCAGUUCGUGGACUGGUGCCCCACGGGCUUCAAGGUAGGCAUCAACUACCAGCCUCCCACCGUGGUCCCUGGUGGGGACUUGGCCAAGGUAUCUCGUGCCGUGUGCAUGCUGAGCAACACCACGGCCAUCGCUGAGGCCUGGGCGCGUCUGGACCACAAGUUCGACCUGAUGUACGCCAAGAGGGCCUUCGUGCAUUGGUACGUUGGCGAGGGCAUGGAGGAGGGCGAGUUCACCGAGGCCAGGGAGGACGUCGCCGCCCUUGAGAAAGACUACGAGGAAGUCGGCUUGGACUCUGGAGAUGCAGAAGCCGGCGAAGGAGAAGGUGAUGAUUACUAAAUGCAUUUAAUUUUUAGUAUACUGAUACCAGAGGAAAUUGAGGAUGUCUGUGAUUCAAUAAAAUGUCAUGUGCCA
Molecule: messenger RNA, 1542 nt
Organism: Hyalella azteca
Lineage: Eukaryota; Metazoa; Arthropoda; Malacostraca; Amphipoda; Hyalellidae
Product: tubulin alpha-3 chain
Exons: 3
Coding region: 115-1467 (450 amino acids)
Biological process (GO): mitotic cell cycle; microtubule cytoskeleton organization
Cellular component (GO): microtubule; cytoplasm
Molecular function (GO): structural constituent of cytoskeleton; GTP binding
Source: RefSeq, a predicted model, not a curated record